UUUCGCCACUCCUCCAGGACUUCCACCCUAAGGAAAGAAGCCCCUGGACCAACAUCCUCUAAGAUGUUUAUAUGGACCAGUGGCCGGACUUCUUCAUCUUACAGACAUGAUGAGAAAAGAAAUAUUUACCAAAAAAUCAGGGACCACGACCUCCUGGACAAAAGGAAAACUGUCACAGCACUGAAAGCAGGAGAGGACCGGGCCAUUCUCCUGGGACUGGCCAUGAUGGUGUGCUCCAUCAUGAUGUACUUUCUGCUGGGAAUCACACUCCUGCGCUCAUACAUGCAGAGUGUAUGGACCGAGGAGGCUCAGUGCACCUUGCUGAAUGCGUCCAUCACAGAAACAUUUAACUGCUCCUUCAGUUGUGGUCCGGACUGCUGGAAACUCUCUCAGUAUCCCUGCCUACAGGUGUAUGUCAACCUGACUUCUUCCGGUGAAAAGCUCCUCCUCUACCACACAGAAGAGACAAUAAAAAUCAAUCAGAAGUGCUCCUAUAUACCCAAGUGUGGAAAAAAUUUUGAAGAAUCCCUGUCCCUGGUGAAUGUUGUCAUGGAAAACUUCAGGAAGUACCAACACUUCUCCUGCUACUCUGACCCGGAAGGAAACCAGAAGAGUGUCAUCCUAACCAAACUCUACAGUUCCAACGUGCUGUUCCAUUCACUCUUUUGGCCAACCUGCAUGAUGGCUGGGGGCGUGGCAAUUGUUGCCAUGGUGAAACUCACACAGUAUCUUUCCCUGCUCUGUGAAAGGAUCCAGCGGAUCAACAGAUAA
This is a messenger RNA of Budorcas taxicolor (takin), 771 nucleotides long. It is a transcript of the gene KCNMB2, whose product is annotated as potassium calcium-activated channel subfamily M regulatory beta subunit 2. The coding region runs from base 64 to 771 and encodes 235 amino acids. The transcript is spliced from 4 exons. Gene Ontology annotation, molecular function: potassium channel regulator activity; calcium-activated potassium channel activity. Gene Ontology annotation, cellular component: voltage-gated potassium channel complex; membrane. NCBI's taxonomy places the organism in Eukaryota, Metazoa, Chordata, Mammalia, Artiodactyla, Bovidae. Gene Ontology annotation, biological process: detection of calcium ion; potassium ion transport. The record is from RefSeq and is a predicted model, not a curated record.